Molecule: messenger RNA, 3339 nt
Organism: Cadophora gregata
Lineage: Eukaryota; Fungi; Ascomycota; Leotiomycetes; Helotiales; Ploettnerulaceae
Gene: KNS1
Product: dual specificity protein kinase kns1
Exons: 4
Coding region: 374-2116 (580 amino acids)
Biological process (GO): protein phosphorylation
Cellular component (GO): nucleus
Molecular function (GO): protein kinase activity; ATP binding
Source: RefSeq, a predicted model, not a curated record
CUUGGUAUGAUUCUUCCAGGACGGCAACACCACUGCUUAUCCAGGUGUCACUCGUGCUGUAUUGUAUGCAAGACCAUCCAACAUCUCUCUCGGCCUCAAAUCUCGGCCGAUAUGCCCCUGGUCUGACCUGGAAUCUCCCUUUCAGCGCCUUCCGCCCACGCGCCCGUCGUCCGACUACCAGUGCCAGACUACACGUCAACCGCGCAAUUCACCAAAUAUCGUCAUCCACUCAGGGUAUGCGAAUCUGCAGAUUCAAUGACCUCGACUUGACUCUCGAAUCGAAGCUCUGCCAGCGACGUUGAGACGAGUCGUCCGAUUCUCGGUCAACUGAACCUUUCCGGGUUCAAAACGAUACAUUUCUCACCACCGUGCAAUGUCGACGCCUUCGACUCUGCCUCCUCACCUUCACAACUACGGAUAUUCCCACCAUCAGAAUUACCAAUCCACCAACGGCUAUCGAGCGAACAACAAUACACUCUUGAACGGCGGCAGCCGGUUGGGAGCGUCAUACACCUUUCCGACCCCUUCGAGUAACGGCGGCACAUCAUCGAACAUCGUCGGUGUACCCGACCCCUCACGAAUAAGUCAAAACACAACACAACCUUCGAGACUCGAAAUAAAUCCCGCAGAAAUGCCUGCCACGUCAUCCGCCGUCGCUAAACAAAAUCCCAAGAAGAGACAAAGAUCAAGAGAGCCUCGGAAUCCCGACUGGAAAAAAUUCUAUGAGAAUGGUCUUCCCAAAGAAGUUAUUGUCAUAGAUGAUUCUCCAACCCCAGACCCCUCUGCUUCUGUUCUGUCAAAUGCCCAGGCAGGUCGCACUACCAUCGCCGGGAAUAGCAGACACGCCGCGAAGAAGAGGAGAUGCGAUGACGUCGGACCCCCAUAUGACCCUGUCUAUCAUCUCGAGCCCUCAUAUUCGAACAAUGUAAGCCCUGAAUACAAAGAUUCAACAGGAUCUGCCUCUACCGACAGAACAACUUCUGCCAUUCACACCACUGCAGCGACAUCGUUGGGGUCGCACUCAUCAAAUGGCCAAAAUGGUUACGAAGUAGCUGCGCAGGCUGGCACGAAGAGGAAGAGACAGACAACCCGACUGCAGACAACCAAUGAGGCCAAGAGAAAGGAGUUGGAGGUCAACGGAGAUGCAUUUUCAAACUACAAGCCUCCUCCCAAGCCACCGAUAAAAGCUCCUGAUGUUCAGGUCAAGCAGGUUUCUGAUAACUCAUAUACCAAAAACACCAAGGUGGAUGAUGAUGAUGGCCAUUAUAUAGUCGUUCCAGAGUCAGAUCUCACAGAAAGAUACCAAGUCUCAAAGUUGCUUGGACAGGGAACCUUUGGCAAAGUAGUCCAGGCCAGGGAUCGACAAACCAAGAGGUCUGUUGCAAUCAAGAUCAUCCGCUCUGUGCAGAAGUACAGAGAUGCCUCGAGAAUCGAGCUUCGAGUCCUUGCGACACUGAAGGCGAACGACAAGGAGAACCGAAAUCGAUGCAUACAUCUCAGAGAUUGUUUCGAUUACCGAGGGCAUAUCUGCAUUGUCAUGGACUUACUUGGCCAGAGUGUGUUUGAUUUCUUGAAGGGCAACUCGUUUGUUCCAUUUCCGAACAGUCAGAUUCAGAGUUUUGCCAGGCAGCUCUUCACCAGCGUUGCCUUCUUACAUGAUCUCAACUUAAUACACACCGAUUUGAAGCCGGAAAACAUCCUUCUCUGCGAUAGCGCAUACCAGGCUUUCACCUAUAGCCGCAAAAUUCCAUCUUCCUCGACAACAGUAAAUCGCCAAGCUGCACAGAGGAAAGUUCUUCUCGACACCGAGAUUAGACUCAUUGACUUUGGCUCUGCUACCUUUCAGGACGAGUACCACUCUUCGGUCGUGUCAACGCGCCACUAUCGGGCGCCUGAGAUUAUCCUUGGCCUUGGAUGGUCCUUUCCCUGCGACAUUUGGAGCAUCGGCUGCAUAUUGGUUGAGUUCUUUACUGGGGACGCUCUUUUCCAGACACAUGACAACCUGGAGCACCUAGCCAUGAUGGAGAGUGUGUGUAAUAAGAAGUUGGACAACCAUCUCAUUCAAUCCGUCAAUGCGAUGGCGAAGAGAAACGGAGAAAAUCCAGCUGCGAAGUAAGAAGUCUCUGAAUCCAAACUGCAGCAUCAUAUUAACCAUUGUAAAGGUUCUUCAAGCGGUUAAAGCUUGACUAUCCGCAACCCGAGACCACCAGAGCUUCAAGACGAUUCGUGAAGGCUAUGAAGCAUCUCAAUGUAAGUGUCUCAAAACAGGGCUGUAUCAGACCGCCAUUGCUGACAUGAUGUAGGAAAUCAUCCCGGAUAGCAACAAGUUCUGCAGGAACUUCCUAGACCUUCUCGAGAAGAUCUUUGUAUACGACCCAGCAGAACGUAUCACCGCUAAGCAAGCUCUUCAACACCCGUGGUUUAAGGAAGCAGCAACACCGGAUGAUGGCACAGAAGCCGCGAAAAUCCGGGCCAAUAGACAAGCUGCACUCGCUGCGGCUAGUCAACAAGCACCUGCACCUCCACGCAGUAAUGGCUACCGUUAGGAGGAUAAGAAGUUAACAUAAUGCAUGAAUGACGGCGUCUGGGUAUGGGGGGAUGGAGCAAGUUCAUUUUUACGCACUUGGAUGGUUCACCCUGUUGGUUCAAGGCACGCAUGGUGGAGUGAUAAUUUGUUCCGAUUAGGGAUGGUGUUCUGUCACAACAUUUCGCUUCUGGAAUCACUUCUAGGCGUUGUGCUUCUUCCACGAUGUGGACAAAAUUCCUGAGUUUGUUCUCAGGUCCGAUGUAGAAAAUUCACAGAAGCCUGAUUUUUACAAUUGCCCAAGCCGAGUGCAUAUGAGAAGAUCUUGUAUUUGAUUGUUAGAGUGGUGGGACUUUGUUGAUACUGUUUAUCCCCCGAGGGUCCAGCUUGUUUUACUAGCUCUACUCUAGGUAGUAGAUGAGCUCUUGGAGGAUAAAUGGAGACAAACACCAACGUCAUGACCUUCCAUCGUUUAUCAUCUCAGACUUCAAUUGGCCGUGGGUGCAUCUCCACAACUGGCAAGAUAGCUCGUGGCUGAAUUCUGAUAUCCUUAGCAGCUUGUCUUCUCUCGACCAGAACUGAAAGAUUGAUGCUGUAAUUCUACCAUGAGGCAGUUGCUUGUGAGUUGUAAGAUGCCAUGUAUCUAAACGUAAGGAACGACUCAUUUUUCAGUCAUGUGUUCUGUAGAGCUUCUCACAAUGUUGAUUCUGGCGAACCUAAGCUCAGCACUGUAGCAACCUCUUGAUAACUUUCUCUCCUACCACAUCUACUCAUUCAGUAGCAUAUUCUUAAUUACAUAUCUAGUGUUGUGUGAA